AUGAAGGCCUGCAGGAAACAGUGGCUCAUGCCUCAUUUUGAAGCAUUGGCUAAUCGAGCUGCUACAACUGGUCAUGUUAUUGAUAUCUAUGCCUGUGCAUUAGAUCAGACAGGUCUUCUGGAGAUGAAAUGCUGUCCCAACCUUACUGGAGAUGUGGUUUGUAGUUCUGAGAACCAACCACAAGAAGUUCGCCUCCUUUUCUCUCGAGUGACAACCACAGAAGUUCCCACCGUCUCUACUGCAGCAGGGAGCGGGCACGCAUCCCGGGGAAGGCCGCUUGUACUCGCGCCCCUGGUCCUCCGCCGCUCCCCUGACCCUGGCACAGAGAGAACUAUUUUCGUUCGCUUCCAUGCCCAGGCGGGCACUUCCGCCCCGCCCCCUCCCCGCCCCUUGACGUGGCAGAGGCGGCACCAGCCAUGUUGGCCGGGCCGAGGUCUACUCAGAGGCCGGGGGCGGGGCGGCGCCGGCCCUGAUUGCGGUGCCACCGGUGCUCCGGCUCCGCGGAGAGGGCAGACUUUGCAGGUCGGAGGCGCGGAUCUCGUAGCAGGGGCGCUGCGGAAUAAGAACCAAGCUCCUACAAUGACAACCUAUUUGGAAUUUAUCCAACAAAAUGAAGAGCGAGAUGGAGUUCGGUUUAGUUGGAAUGUCUGGCCAUCAAGUCGACUGGAGGCUACAAGAAUGGUUGUCCCAGUGGCAGCUCUGUUUACGCCACUAAAAGAGAGACCUGAUUUACCACCCAUUCAAUAUGAGCCUGUUCUGUGCAGUAGGACUACUUGCCGAGCAGUUUUGAAUCCUUUAUGUCAGGUGGAUUAUCGAGCAAAACUCUGGGCUUGCAACUUUUGUUAUCAAAGGAAUCAGUUUCCACCUACUUAUGCUGGGAUAUCUGAGCUGAAUCAGCCUGCUGAACUUUUACCUCAGUUUUCUAGUAUUGAAUAUGUAGUUCUGCGUGGUCCUCAGAUGCCUUUGAUAUUCCUCUAUGUGGUUGAUACCUGCAUGGAAGAUGAAGAUUUACAAGCCUUGAAAGAAUCCAUGCAGAUGUCUUUAAGUCUCUUACCACCUACAGCGUUGGUUGGACUUAUUACUUUUGGGAGAAUGGUGCAGGUUCAUGAACUUGGAUGUGAAGGUAUUUCCAAAAGCUAUGUCUUCAGGGGAACAAAAGAUCUGUCUGCCAAACAACUGCAGGAAAUGCUGGGGCUCUCUAAAGUACCAGUUACUCAAGCAACACGUGGUCCUCAGGUACAGCAGCCACAUCCUUCCAAUAGAUUCUUACAGCCAGUACAGAAAAUAGACAUGAAUCUCACAGAUCUUCUGGGAGAACUUCAGCGAGACCCUUGGCCUGUACCACAGGGAAAGAGACCUUUGCGUUCUUCAGGAGUGGCACUUUCCAUAGCUGUAGGACUACUGGAGGUAAUGAUGAUGAAUUUGUUUUGGAAUGUAAAUGUGUGUGUGUGUGUACUUACAAGGAUUCAGGAAAAAACUUCAGUGAUUUUUCUUCUAUUACUCAUUAUUUAACAUAGUCAUCUCAAAUGUGUGGAGGUUUUUCCCCUACACA
Castor canadensis (American beaver) is the source of this 1552-nucleotide messenger RNA. The record is from RefSeq and is a predicted model, not a curated record. Lineage: Eukaryota; Metazoa; Chordata; Mammalia; Rodentia; Castoridae.